Messenger RNA from Parnassius apollo (apollo), 339 nucleotides. The record is from the annotation of a GenBank genome assembly. Lineage: Eukaryota; Metazoa; Arthropoda; Insecta; Lepidoptera; Papilionidae.
AUGCUCAAGACCCGGGGUGCUGCAGAAAGUGCCAUUCAUAGCGCUGCAGGCAACCCUGCUUUUAUACCUGCCGGUAUCAAUUUUGGUGGAAAUUGUUUGAUAGAUUUGAACGACUCUUACUUGUCAUUUCACCGCAUGAAACUUAGGAACAAUACUCACUUCCGCAUUAACUUCUUGCACAACGAUUUAGCUAAUAUGGUGCUCACAGCUAAACUAUCUCUCAACGACCUCCACAUAGUUGGCGCUUAUGAACGAAUGACCUAUAAAGUACAAACAAAUACAAAGUACAACCUACUGUACGAAAUUUUCUACACCCCUGCCUUCGGAGAAGUAGAGUAA